CAAUAAACCCUAGCUGAGUUAUAUCAUCAUAUACAUAUAUAUCUGAUCUUUAUAGCUAAAGAAAGAUAGAUAAUCUCUACUCUGUAGCUAAUUGUGUUUUAUAAUAUCAGAUCAGUAGUUAUACUAUAAAGAAAAAGAAUGGCAGCCACCAGCAAUGCUUUGAAGGGUAAGAUUGAGAUUGAUGUUGAUAUCAAGGCAUCUCCUACAAAGUUCUACCACAUGUUCCGGAAAACUGCUCACAUCGUUCCUCACUGCGCCGGUAGCCAUAUUCAAGGAGUUGAUGUCCAUGAAGGUGACUGGGAGAGCCAUGGCUCUAUCAAGUUUUGGAAAUACACAGUUGACGGAAAAGAGGAGACGUUCAAGGAGAAGGUGGAAUUAGAUGAUGAGAACAAUAAGGUGAGUCUGAUUGGAAUUGAAGGUGAUGUGUUCAAGCACUACAAGUGCUUCAAUGUUAUAUACCAGGCGGUUCCCAAUCCCAAGGGCGAGGGUUCCUUGGCCAAACUCAGCAUCGAAUAUGAGAAGCUCGACCCUUCUGUUCCAACUCCAAACAAGUACCUCAAUCUCAUGAUUAACAUCACCAAAGAUAUCGAUUCUCACUUUGAGAAGGCUGCACCUCAAACUAAGACCGUUGUUUGGUGAAAAAUGAAUUGAUGAAAAACAAAUAAAAGGGGUCCAUAUAUAUCGUUUAUAUUAUAUGUGUGUGAAGAAAUUAAUAAGGAUAAUUUAUUUUAUCCAUAAUCAGUCACUCGAGCUUCCGCUGUCUCUACUACUUGCAUGUACUACUAUACAACAAGCUAUAUAUAUUGGUCACUAUUUAAUUUCA
Messenger RNA from Cannabis sativa, 823 nucleotides. RefSeq names its product MLP-like protein 328. The record is from RefSeq and is a predicted model, not a curated record. The coding region runs from base 139 to 639 and encodes 166 amino acids. Lineage: Eukaryota; Viridiplantae; Streptophyta; Magnoliopsida; Rosales; Cannabaceae. The transcript is spliced from 2 exons. Gene Ontology annotation, biological process: defense response.